Messenger RNA from Schizophyllum commune H4-8, 3047 nucleotides. RefSeq names its product Non-catalytic module family EXPN protein. Lineage: Eukaryota; Fungi; Basidiomycota; Agaricomycetes; Agaricales; Schizophyllaceae. Gene Ontology annotation, biological process: meiotic cell cycle; microtubule nucleation; spindle assembly. The transcript has 7 exons. Gene Ontology annotation, cellular component: gamma-tubulin complex; equatorial microtubule organizing center; spindle pole. Gene Ontology annotation, molecular function: microtubule minus-end binding; gamma-tubulin binding. The record is from RefSeq and is a predicted model, not a curated record. Bases 1 to 2568 code for a protein of 855 amino acids.
AUGUUCGCCAAGCUCGCCCUCUUCCUCUCUCUCAGUGCCGCCGCUUUUGCCGCGCCCACCAACACCCUUGAGGCUCGCACUCUCGGUCGCGCUACCUACUACGACCCCAAUGGCGGCUACGGCGCCUGCGGCCAGCCGCUUCAGAACGGGGACAUGAUCGUCGCCCUCUCGUCGGACCAGUACCUCGGCGGUGCCAACUGCGGCAGACAGCUUGUUGCCACUCAUGCUGGCCGGUCUGUCACCGUCACCGUGCGCGACCUUUGCCCUGGCUGUGGCGCCAACGGCCUCGAUCUCUCGAGCGGCGCCUUCCAGCAGCUCGCUGCUCUCGCUGAGGAUUUAGAGUCUUGCAGCGCAAAGCAACUGACUCGGUACAACGCAAUUAUGAUCGCCGAACUGCUACUCGUUCUGGGCGGCCAUUCAUCAUCUCUUUUCCCAGAAAACCACAAGGUUCACUCCGCUUUCGUGCCUCUGCUUCACCCUGGAGAACAGCAAUGCAUCGAAGCACUAGGGCUGAUCGCACUCCGGUAUCGCAGGAUAAAGACCUCUUGCGCCACUUUGCUUUCUUCGUCGACCUCGAGAUAUGUUUCGGCCGUCUGCUCGACUCUCAGCCUCAUUCUCAAGUCCGAAUAUGAGGCGCUAGUAGUCGACACGGAAGCGAAGAUACUCAAGCGGGACGCAGACCUCGUCGCUCGAGGCUCUUUCGUCCCAUUGUCCUCAAUCAGGGCGAUCUUCUCCGAGUGGGACGCCCCGCUCGCUGCGCUAUGCUCGCUGAUGGACGAGAUCGAAGGGGAGGGACGAUGGCGACCAGGACCUCUCAUCGACUUGCUACAGACACGCUCGAACACCGGCAUCCGCCGUAUCGCCGACGUCAUAUCGCGCCUCUGCACCGCGGUUCAGCGCGUCUGGAUGACGCAGCUGACCGCGUUUCUCAUACACGGGACUCUGGUGCAACCAGAUCCACUCGCUUCGGAGGACUACACGCUGCUUGACGGUGCGGUUCCGAGCUGUGUCAGCGCACAAGCGCGAGAGUCCAUCGCAUAUGUCGGACGGGCAAUCGGCACGGUGAAGGCAGCGAAAUGGCAGAAGCAGCUACCGCGAAGUCUGGCGUCGGACCAUGCGGCGCUGUUGCAGACGGCCCUCCCGGAGGAUCAGCACGCCUUCGACCGUGUCGUGACCGAGAUUCGCACGAACAUCAGCGAGUGGCUGUGGCUGAAUGUUCUGACCCGGAAAGACGUCGAGGAGGCGGUAGACUCCCUAGCGAACUAUUUCCUCAUCCGCAACGGGGAAUUCUGCCUAUCGCUCAUUAGAGAAAUUGAGCGCCUCAAAUUAUCCAGAUUGACAGCUCGUUCGGGACCGUCCGCCAUGAUUCGCGAGCAGGACCUGAACCUCGCACUGUUACGCGCGUCCCUGGGCACCACCGCUCAACAUGACCCAACCCUCAGCCACUUGCGAUUCUCGCUGCCGACCGGCCCUCUCCGGCCACUUCUUCCUUCCCUCGCAUCGCAGCCGGGAUCGUCGCAGUCGAAUGAACUCUCACCAUUCGCAUCCUGCCUUCUCGGAACGCCGUUAGCCCUACACUAUGCAGUCUCCUGGCCGCUCGACCUUUUCCUGCAGCCUGCCGACCUGAGCGCGUACGGGGCGCUCUUCGCAUAUCUGACCGCGCUGCGGAAGACGCACGUCCGUGUCCACACGUGCUGGACCGCCCUGUCUAACGCGCAACGCGCACGCCGACGAUGGACGGGCUUGGGCGAAGGAGGCACCGCCGAGGAUGAGGGCGCCCGACGACGCCUGCUCCGCUGCGGUUGGGGCAUCGUGCGCGACAUGGGCUGGUUCCUCGACACCCUGCUCGGCUACCUCAUGACGGACGUCGUGGAUGCCGAAUUCGUGCGCCUCAAGGGCAUGCUAGCGCGGGGGGACCCAGGGCUGACCGCGACAACGAGCACGGGGUCCAUGCGCAAGGAGACCAAGUCGGAAUCGCGUCCGGUGGCGUUGGACUUUACGACGCUGCGCGUUCUGCAUGGGACGUAUCUGGAGAGGCUUGUUACGGGAUGUUUGCUCGAUAAUUCGGCGUUGAUGGCCAUUUUGAGCCCGCUGCUGGAGGUGUGCGAGCGGUUUGUGGCGCAAGUCGAGCGGUGGGGCGGUGAUGUGUUGCCUGCGCUGUUGUUUGAGGGAAGCCUGCGCGAGGGUGGAGAGGAUGUGGGCGCGAUGGUCAAAGAGCGGUCAGUCGUGGUAGCAGAGAUCAAUGAGACCCUCCGCGAAUUACUCGACAACUUCUACGAGCAGCUCUCCUUAUCAACCUCCCAGCAACCGCUGACAGGAACAGCCGCUGACGCAUCCCGCUCUCGCUUGAAUGCAACAGUAGCAGGCGCAACCUUCGUCAGCACGGCAAAUUACUCUGCGCUGCACAGCGCAUCAAAGACGAUGAAGGCCCUGGAUGGUGGCGCGGGAGAUGUCCGCCGGCACGUUGAGCGCUUACUUCUGCGCCUCGACUUCAAUGGCGGGUUCUCGGCGGCUAAGGUUCGACGCGCGGCGCGGACGGACAUUCUGGCCGAGGGAGGGCUAGCGUAGUGAAGGAGGCCUGGCAUAGUCAAGAGCGGGCAGGCGCAUUAGUGCCGCGGCUGGGCGGACUAGAGAUGCGAGGUGGGACGUAGGCUGCAAGGUAUGGAGGUCGAGGGGUGCGAAGGUCGGGGCUCCUUGUCGACUACUGGUAGGCUUAUCUUGGACACCUUCAUUGGACAAAGCGAUUGUAUUGUUCGCGGUCUAUCACAAGGCCAUUGUCAAUUCUUCCCGCUUAUAGGAGGGGGGCCUCAGCGGACAGGUACAGCCGCCUCGGUGGCAUAUUGAGGCGUAAAACAUGUUACAUACAGUCGUGCCACAACACGUUUUCUAGCACCCCCUCGUUCUCGGGCAGCCGGUCCAUAUCAGUGGCAUAACGAAUCACCCGACUAUAACUCAAACUGGCCCGCCGCCCGAUGGCUGCCCCCCUCACCCCAAAUGUUUACCAGGUCCUGAUUUCAGAACAAGUGAGGUUGAGAAGGUUCCGGCCG